GACCUGACAUGGGCCACAACCUUGCAUCCCACGAAGUGGGUAUUCACCCACGAAAGCUCAUGCUGCAAAACGUCUGUUAGUCUAUAAGGUGCCACAGGAUUCUUUGCUGCUUUUACAGAUCCAGACUAACACGGCUACCCCUCUGAUACUUAACCUCAGUCAGGGUCUGAGCAGCAUCCAGUGGGACCUGACCCCGGGCUCUAUGCGGCUCUGUGGGGCCCCGUCUCAGUCAGGGUCCAUGCAGCGCCUGGCACAACAGAACAGGGGCCCUACCCUGCUCUCAGUCAAGAUUAGCUGGGCGUAGUUGAUUUCAGUUUCUGCCCUUCAGACCCUACUUUAAACAACAAGUGCAUUGAAAUAGGUGUCUGCUUCCCUCUAGUGGUAGCUUGAUAUGAUGGGCCGUGUUAGUCUGUAUCAGCAAAAUCAACGAGGGGCCCUUGUAAUGUUAAAGUGCCAAUAGGCCGGUCCCGGCCUCUCGGCGCAGAGAGAGGCCGUCACGGUGGCAAGGUGGUGAUCUGAAAAGGGGGCCGGCCGAAUGCUGGAGGAGUGGGACCGUGAAAGGUGGAGUCGUGACAAGUAAAUGCAGUCCAGCCGGAAGUGACACCUCUGUGCAUGACUAUAAACAACGUUGUUGUUGAUGAGAUUUAGUUUCCGGCUAAAUUGUGCCCGCCACCCCCAUGGGCUGUAGGUGAUCCCCGAUGCUUCAGAGGAAAGCCAAAAAGCACCCCUGUCCCCGAUUGCAAUUGUGCCUCCAUGAGUUGAGUGCCUCCAUCGUUGUAAGGAUCUGCGUCCAAAUGCCUCCCGAGCCCUGUACAGUCCCUGUGCGCUCUACUCACCAUGCCUGUGGAGGAGUUUGUGGCUGGCUGGAUUUCAGGUGCGGCUGCAGACGCAGUCUGGCUAUCGGGGGAUCCUGGAUUGCGUAAUCAAAACGUACCGCAAUGAAACGGUUUGAGGCAGCACAUUUAUUAUUUGUAUUAGGGCAGUGCCAAGAGACCCCUGCCCAAGCUCAGAGGCUCCCCUCGUGCUGGGGGCUGCACAUCUGCCCCUGAUGGGGAUCAGCCCCCCCCAUGCUGUAUGCUAGGGGGAGCAGUGUGUGCGUACACAUGGGUGUCAGCCUUUGGAGAGGGGUUCCCCACUCACUCCCUCAUGCCGAGCCAUGAGUCACAUACGCUCAGGGCUGGUGUUGAUCCCUCCAUGGUGCCCUUUGCCUUGCAGGUCCUAGGCUUCUUUAAGGGGAUGAGUUUCCCACUGCUGAGCGUGGCCCUGGUGAACUCAGUGAUGUUUGGGGCCUACAGCAAUGCCCUGCUGUACCUGAGCGCCACCCAUCACCACGACCGCCAUGCCAACCCUCCCAGCUACGCCCACGUCCUCACCGCUGGCAGCUUCUCCGGCCUGAUGCAGGCUGUGGUCCUGGCUCCUGUUGACCUGAUCAAAGUUCGGCUACAGAACCAGCUUCACCCCUAUGGGCUGAAGAGUCUAGCGGGGGCCUCUGGAGCCCAGUACCGGGGCCCAGUGCACUGUGGUGCCAGCAUAUUCCGCGAGGAGGGGGUCAUGGGCCUGUUCCGGGGCACCUGGGCCCUGGUGCUGCGAGAUACACCCACUAUGGCCAUCUACUUCCUCACCUACACCAGCCUCUGCCAGGCCAUGACAGUGCAGGGGCGAGAACCAGGGCCAGUGACAGUUCUCAUAGCCGGGGGCUGUGCUGGCACCACCUCCUGGGUCUUCGCCACACCCCUGGACGUGAUCAAGGCCCGGCUCCAGAUGGACGGGGUGAAGGGAGUGUCCUACUGCGGGGUCUGGGAUUGCAUCCGCAUCAGCGUUCGGUAUGAGGGACCCCAGGUCUUCCUAAAGGGCCUUACCCUGAACAUUAUCCGUUCCUUCCCUGUCAACGCGGUGACCUUCCUGAGCUACGAGAACAUCCUGAAACUCAUCUGCUGAACCCCACCCUGCUCCCUGCAGCAUCAUGCACUGGGGAGCCAGCGCUGACUGCCAGGGGAGAGUGCCCCCAACUGAGCCCCCUGCCCAGCUCCCUGUAACAGAGCACCCCCUAGCAUUGUGCUGGAGGGAGGGAAGCUUAGUGAUUUGGCAUUGGCCUGCUAAACCCAGGGUUGUGAGUUCAAUCCUUGAGGGGGCCAUUUAGGGAACUGGGGUAAAAAAUCUAUCUGGGGAUUGGCCCUGCUUCGAGCAGGGGGUUGGACAAGAUGACCUCCUGAGGUCCCUUCCAACCCUGAUAUUCUAUGAAGGUCAGCACCGCCUGCGAGAGGAAGGCAGGAUUACCCCUCCUACAAUCUAUCCCCCAAGGUUAGGCUGUGUCCUAGAUCCAAAUGUCCUGAGUGACAUUGGUUCUCCCCACUUUCCAUGCAUCUUAGCACCUUGGGGAGAGGAACUGCCUGGUAGUGGUGAGGGGGAGGGGGAGUGAUUUGGGAGCUGGGGAUGAAAUAGAGGGAAUGAGAAAACUGAAGAGCUGGUCCGUGUGGGGGGGAUGGACGUGCUGCUAAAAAGCACAGAGCCAUGAGUUAAGCCUCCUGGGUUCUAUGCCAGAUCUAGGAGUAGAGUGGGAUUUGGGGGCUAGAGCGGGUGGGAGUCAAGACUGCUGGGUUCUUUUCCCAGCUCUGGGAGAGGAAUGGGGCCUAGUGGUGCAUGUCGGGGGAGGAGGGGCCAUAGGCAGAGCAGUGUCGGGGAAGGAGUUCUGGGAGUAGGAGGAUUUCUCCUUACCCAGCUAUAGCAUUUCCAUGGCAACAGAAAAUCUACUUAAUUCUCAUCAGUCAGCAAACUCUCUGCUGUUAGCCUGGCCCAGUCCAGUCUGACAGGCAGAGACCCUGCCACCGCCACCCUGGAGCAGGCUGCAAUGUGCAGGGACCAGUGGAGGCGAGCUAAACCUAUUCAGUGGUUUGAGCAUUGGCCAGCUAAACCCAGGGUUGUGAGUUCAAUCCUUGAGGGGGCCAUUCAGGGAUCUGGGGCAAAAAUCUGUCUGAGGAUUGUCCUGCUUUGAGCAGGGGGUUGGAC
This is a messenger RNA of Mauremys mutica (yellowpond turtle), 3006 nucleotides long. It is a transcript of the gene SLC25A45, whose product is annotated as solute carrier family 25 member 45. Lineage: Eukaryota; Metazoa; Chordata; Testudines; Geoemydidae. The record is from RefSeq and is a predicted model, not a curated record. Gene Ontology annotation, molecular function: transmembrane transporter activity. Gene Ontology annotation, biological process: transmembrane transport. The coding region runs from base 1075 to 1938 and encodes 287 amino acids. Gene Ontology annotation, cellular component: mitochondrion. The transcript is spliced from 6 exons.